UUCGGGUGGUGGCCCAACGUGCCCAGCUUGGGGCAAAGUGCUGUGGCACAGACGGUAGGUCGGGCGGGCUACCGAGGAAGCAUGGGCCACAUCCACAAGCUGCAGCAAUCAGAUAGAUGGAUGGAUGAUCGCGAGCACCACCCCCAUCCAGCUGUAGGUGGGCUUCUGCAACCUAGUGGGGCCGCAAUGGGGAGGCAGAGGUACGACACGUUGGACAGCGCAGGCAGCGCAGACAGCCCGCCCUUGAUGCCGUGGCCAAUUUCGUCAGGCCAGCGCAGGCCCCCAGACGCAUCUGACGCUGGGGAGGGAGGAUCGAUGGCUUGCCGGAGAAGACAAUGGAAAAGCCUCAGCGUCGCCUCGGUUGCAACGGGGCCCAUGAGCCUGACCGCAUCCGACAUCAACGAGUCCAACCCUCUUCGGCAGGUCGCCCGCCCUUGGUCGCCUCCUCUCGCCCGGAAACGCUUAGAAUAG
Messenger RNA from Gaeumannomyces tritici R3-111a-1, 471 nucleotides. RefSeq lists its product as hypothetical. The transcript has a single exon. The record is from RefSeq and is a predicted model, not a curated record. NCBI's taxonomy places the organism in Eukaryota, Fungi, Ascomycota, Sordariomycetes, Magnaporthales, Magnaporthaceae. Bases 82 to 471 code for a protein of 129 amino acids.